AUGUGUCUGUCUGUGCCCACUCUCCCCCUCUUCUCCUUCCUCCUGUCUCGUCUUCUCAUGGCCGGUGUGUCAGUGGUGUGCUGCUGGGAGCAGGAGACACAUCCACUUCUAAACCGCCACCAACGCUUCUCACGGAUAAGUGAAGAUCAGGGGACAUCCCUCACUCAGCCAAUCAGAUCUCAGGAAUUCAAGAUGUUCUUUGCCAAACAGUUUAUUGGAGGCCUUAUAAAUGUUGUCAGUAACAUUGAUCCUGCCCAGUUUGUGCCCUCUGAACCUCCUCCACCACGCAGGCCGUUGGCUUAUGCAGAGCAGCAUGAAAAUGAUGAAGAGAGCCAGUUCCGCAAGGUUUUCCAGCAGCUGGCAGGAGAAGACAUGGAAGUGAGCCCCAACGAGCUGAUGAACAUCCUGAACAGAAUUAUUCUAAAGCAUGGCGACUUGAAGACUGAUGGCUUUACCAUUGAAAACUGCAGGAGCAUGGUGGCCGUCAUGGAUAGCGACAGCACUGGGAAACUCGGGUUUCAUGAAUUUAAGAUGUUAUGGAACAAUAUAAAAAAAUGGCAGGGAGUGUACAAGUCCUACGACAGAGAUGGAUCUGGAGUUAUUAGUGCAGAUGAGCUUCCUGGGGCAUUCACAGCGUCUGGCUUCCCAUUCGAUCAGCAGCUGUUUAACAUGAUAAUACGACGAUACAGCGAUGAAAAUGGAAACAUGGAUUUUGACAAUUAUAUCGGCUGUCUUGUGAGGCUGGAUGCCAUGUGCCGUGCCUUCAAAACGCUGGAUAAAGAUGGCAAUGGAACCAUCAAAGUCAAUGUUCAAGAGUGGCUCCAGCUGACCAUGUACUCUUGA
Molecule: messenger RNA, 843 nt
Organism: Knipowitschia caucasica
Lineage: Eukaryota; Metazoa; Chordata; Actinopteri; Gobiiformes; Gobiidae
Source: the annotation of a GenBank genome assembly